AUGCAUGUGAAAAAUCUCUUUGCUGCCUUUACCCUCGCUGGCAUGGCCGCUGCUUAUCCGGCUGAGGACUUUGAAUCUACAUCAGAUCUCGAAGAAAGAGGUGCUACUUGCCCGAAAGGUCAGAGUUGGUGCUGCAAACAGGUUCUUGGGGGACUUGCACAAGGCUACUACAGCUCAAACGGCGGCAAAUGUACCAAGGGCACAUCCUUCCGAAUGCUGUAUGCAUGGCCAAUGGGUCGUACGUUUUAA
Penicillium odoratum is the source of this 249-nucleotide messenger RNA. RefSeq lists its product as uncharacterized. NCBI's taxonomy places the organism in Eukaryota, Fungi, Ascomycota, Eurotiomycetes, Eurotiales, Aspergillaceae. The record is from RefSeq and is a predicted model, not a curated record. The transcript has a single exon. The coding region runs from base 1 to 249 and encodes 82 amino acids.